Molecule: messenger RNA, 543 nt
Organism: Carassius auratus (goldfish)
Lineage: Eukaryota; Metazoa; Chordata; Actinopteri; Cypriniformes; Cyprinidae
Product: aldehyde dehydrogenase family 1 member A3-like
Exons: 4
Coding region: 118-543 (141 amino acids)
Molecular function (GO): oxidoreductase activity
Source: RefSeq, a predicted model, not a curated record
GUAGGCGGAGUGCACACUUGCCCCAAGUGGGAGGACCUUUAAAAAAAGUUCUUAUAAAGUGUGCUGGAUGGAGUGAACAGGGAUCUGUGAUCUUCAUCUCUAUUGCACUUCACUCUAAUGGCACAGAACGGGACUAUAGAGAACGGGCUCCCUCGAAACUCAUGCCCUCCGCCUCCGCCUCUGCCUCAGCCGGUGAAAAUCCCUGAGAUUAAACACACUAAGAUUUUUAUCAAUAAUGAAUGGCACACAUCAAUCAAAGGAAAGAAGUUUACAACAAUCAACCCCGCAACAGGUGUCAAAAUCUGCGACGUCGAGGAAGCGGAUAAAGCUGAUGUGGAUGAGGCGGUGAAAGCUGCCAGAGCGGCCGGGCAGAGAGGCUCGCAGUGGCGGCGGAUGGACGCCUCGAGCCGGGGAAGGUUACUGCCACAGACUCGCGGAUUCUGCUGGAGCGAGAGCGCGCGGUGCUCGCGUAAUCGAUCUGUUCCAGUGCUGAUGGGCAGCGUCCCAUAUUUCGGCUCUCAUGAGUGUAAACUCUGCCAAUGA